Messenger RNA from Arachis ipaensis, 2575 nucleotides. The record is from RefSeq and is a predicted model, not a curated record. NCBI's taxonomy places the organism in Eukaryota, Viridiplantae, Streptophyta, Magnoliopsida, Fabales, Fabaceae.
AUGUCUUCUUCACUGUUGUGCUCUGUCGACCGUUGUGCUGUGUUUUUGUGUUCAAUUAAAAUUUUUCUUUGAGAACUUAGCUUUGCCAUGCUUGAUAAAUUGCGCCAAUUAUGCAUUUCUUGAAAUUGGUAUGCCUCUGUAGAUUCUAAAUAGUGUGUUUCAUGUUUCUGAUUUUGAUAAUUUGAGUAGUUUAUGAAGCAUAGUUCACUGUUAUUGCAAAUGAUUUGGGACUGCUUUUGAGGAGUGUAUGAAGCAGAUUACUUGCUGUGUUUGGAGUUGUGUAUUAAUUAAAUUGGUUAAUUUGUUAUUUGAGCCAUGUUACAGCUUGUUGUUAAAUAAAGUUUAAAGCUUCAAUAUCCAUUUAUUAGUUGGCAAUGUUAAUAUUAUUAAUAAUAUUAAUAAUAAUACUAAUCACAAAGUGGAGAGGGAUUGUAGAAUUUGUCACAUAGGUUUGGAGAGUGAUAGUUCUGAGUCUGGUGUUUCAAUUGAAUUGGGUUGUGCUUGUAAAGAUGAUUUUGUUGCUGCUCACAAAGUAUGUGCUGAGACAUGGUUUAAGAUUAAGGGGAAUUUGAGUAUGAAUCCCAUCUUUACUUUAUUUUGUUUAACUGCAAAAUUUGGUUUUUGAUAUUUUUUAAUGCUGAAUUUGAUUGAUUUUGUGGAUAUUUUAGACACCCUUUUGUUUAUGAUUCAUGGAAUUGAGAAUUGGAUUGUUUGGUAUUGCUCUAUAUGUAUACUUGUUAUAUGUCUUGGUGCUGAGUUUGACAAAUAUUCUCAAUUACUUACAGCUAUGGUUUCCUUCUUGAACGGGAUUUUAUUUUUCCAAAAGAAAUCAUAUUAGGGUUGUGAAUUGUUUAACUGAGUGAUGAGCGUAAAGCUGAAUGUGAAGAUUGAAGUGGACUCAGCGGUGGAUGUCAAGCUAUGCUCACAAGACUCAAUUGAAUUUCAUACCCUUGCGGCAAGUGUAGCUGCUGUGCUCACUCAUCAUUGAUGUUGCGUUCAUCAACAACAGCUUCUCUGCGCUUCUUUCGGCACCAAUCUCAAUUUGUUUGAAUCACACUCCCUUUGCCUUCUCUGUGGUGGGGUGGGGAUGAUGUUCAAAAUCGGUUUGGAGCCCAAUGUGGUCACAUUUACCACCAUUGUUAAUGGUCUUUGUAUUGAAGGCAAUGUGGAUUAUGCUAUUUGGAUUGUUGACCACAUGAAUAACAUGGGAUAUCAACCCGACGCCCACACGAUUGGAACAAUUAUAAAUGGAUUGUGCAAGAUGGGCAACACCCCUGCUGCCAUUGCCAUUCUAAGGAAGACGGAAACAAGAAACUGCAAACCAAGUGUUGAUGUUGCAGGUUAUAACGCAAUUGUGGAUAGUCUUUGCAAGGAUGGGCUGGUAUCUGAGGCUCUGAGUCUAUUCUCCGAAAUGACAACGAAAGGUAUACAACCCAGUACUAUCACUUACAAUUGCUUGAUUCAAGGGCUGUGUACUUUCAGCAGAUGGCAGGAGGCUGCAUCUUUACUGAGCGAGAGAAAGCAAAAGGGAAUUAUGCCGGAUACACAUACUUUUACUAUUUUAAUGGAUGCUCUUUGUAAAGAGGGAAAGAUUUCAAGUGCUAGAGCCUAGAGCCAUACUUGGUCAAAUGGUUCGAAUGGGAGAAGAGCCUAACGUUGUCACCUAUCACUCAAUGAUUGCUGGUUAUUGUUUCCAAAAUCAAAUGGAGGAGGCCAUGAAAGUAUUUGAUUUGAUGGUUCACAAGGGAUGCCUACCAAACGUUAACACUUAUGCCUCAUUAAUCCAUGGGUGGUGCAAGAUCAAAAGGAUUAAUAAGGCUAUUUAUCUCUUGGAUGAAAUGAUCAAUAAAGGUUUAAAGCUGGAUGUUGUGACUUGGAAUACUCUUAUCCAAAGUGGGUAAACCGUUAGCUGCUAAAGAAUUGUUUUUUACAAUGCACAAAUUUGGUCAAUAUCCUAAUCUAUCGAGCUGUGCCACUAUAUUGGAUGGCCUAUUCAAAUGUCACUUGUCUUCGGAUGCAAUAUCAUUAUUUCGAGAAAUUGAGAAGAAUAAUUUGGAUCUUAAUAUUGAAAUUUACAAUGUGGUGCUCGAUGGGAUGUGCCGUGCUGGAAAACUGAAUGAUGCGUGUGAACUCUUCUCUUAUCUUCCAGCAAAAGGCUUGAAACCAAGGUCUAUGUAGGGAAGGACUUCUGAUUGAUGCUGAAGAGUUGCUGAUGAAUAUGGAAGAGCAUGGCUGCUUGCCAGAUAGCUGCACGUAUAAUGUCUUCAUCCAAGGAUUACUACGACGAAAUGCUGCUCUGGCCUCUGAAGUCAAUAAAAUAUUUUCAGAUUAUGAAAGACAAAGGUUUUGCAGCAAAUGCUACAACCAUGGAGUUGCUUGUAGAUUACCUCUCUACGCACAAAGGAGAGAAUGUUUUUCAAGAAUUUAUGCAGAAAAUUGUUUGAAUAUAUCAAUAAAACCUCUUAGUUCUAUAUUUGAAUUGAGGAUUUGAUGAGACUUCCAUGCUGCUUUUUGUUUUCAAAUUGGCCACAGCAAAAUUUUCCUUCUUGAGAAGGUUAUGCAUUACUUUACUCUA